Molecule: messenger RNA, 1170 nt
Organism: Cetraspora pellucida
Lineage: Eukaryota; Fungi; Glomeromycota; Glomeromycetes; Diversisporales; Gigasporaceae
Source: the annotation of a GenBank genome assembly
AUGCCAAUAGAAAUACGACACAUAAUCUUACCAACUAUAAUAGAAGAAAGACAGGUAGAUUAUAAGGUAUUCUGUAAUAAGAAUACAGAGAUACCCCCUAUGAAUAUAGGACAUAUCAGGAUAAAAAACUCUGUAGAAAAUAAGUAUAUAGGUACCCCUGUAGAACUUGCUAAAAAAGGAAUAAUUGUCAAACCUGGAAUAGCAAAUGAUAGUUAUAUAACAAUAAUGAAUAUAUCGAAUAGAAAUGUGAAAUUUAACAAAGGACAACAUAUUGGAAAUGUUGAGAAAAUACAGAAAAAUGAUGAAAUUUUUCUUAUGAAAUUACCUGAUCUGAAAGAUCAAAGUGAAAAAGAAAAAGAACGAAUCUUGAUUCUAAAGAAUCAAUGUGAAAAAACUGGAGGUCCUGGAACAUGGAAUCAAAUUGUAAAUACUAAUGAAAUACCGCCAAUUGAAUUAAAUUUGAAAAAUGGAAUGAAAGAAAAUAAAAUACCAAUGCGAGAAAAAAGGCAAGCAUUGAGAAAAUAUAGUAAAGAAGAUAAAAAGGGUAUCAAAGAAAUGCAAGAUGACCUAAUGAAAAGCAAUAUUAUAUUUAGUGGAAAUACUGAAUGGGGAAGUUCUGCACUAGUGAUAACCAAAAAAGAUAGAACAAAAAAGAUUGCAAUAGAUUAUAGAAAUCUGAAUAAGUACUUAGAACAAUAUAGAGAACCAUUACCUGACUCUAAGAAGAUGUUACAAACUGUUAGUAGAUAUAAAUACUAUAUAACAAUGGAUAUAAAAUCAGCAUACUGGCAACUAGUGAUGCAUGAAAACUCGAAGAAAUAUACAGCGACAACUUUCGCAGAGUAUGGAACAUAUUGUUGGCAUACAUUAUCAUUUGGAAUAAGCACAGCACCAGCAUACUUGAUAAGAGCAAUAAACAAAAUAUUAGGAUACUUAGAUUAUGUAAAUUUGAAAUCAUCUAAACAAAUGAAAGAUGAUGUUGAGAAAAUUAUUAAUGAACUUCCUAUCAAAGCAAAGAUUUCAUCAGAAAAACAAAUAAAGAAUAUCUUAAAAGAAGAGAUAGAAUGUAUCAAAUUCCUACAACAAGAAGGAAUUCUCUAUAAAAAUCAAAAAUGUUGGCCCUGUGGAAAUGAGAUAAAACAAAAAGAUAAGAAAUGGAAUUUUACAUGA